Molecule: messenger RNA, 669 nt
Organism: Symbiodinium pilosum
Lineage: Eukaryota; Dinophyceae; Suessiales; Symbiodiniaceae
Source: the annotation of a GenBank genome assembly
AUGACGGGCAUGCUGGUCGGGCCGAGCAAGUCGGGGAAGAGCACGGCCCUUGUCAGCAUGAUUCUGGAGCAGUACCGCGACUGCUUUGAAAGAAUCAUCAUUUUCAGCCCGAGCAUCAACGUCGAUGACAGCUGGCGCCCCGUCAAGAGGUACAUCGAGGAGGUGAUGAAGGUUCCGACGGACCGCGAGCAGCAGCUCAAGAUGAAACAGCUCUACCAGAUUCUGGUGGUUAUCGACGACCAUGCGGACUCCCCCGCUCUCCACAAGAAGACUGGAGAUGCGGCCCUGGACACCCUGUUCAUCCGCGGGAGGCAUUUCCAGAUCUCCACCAUCGUCUCCACGCAGAAGCUCCGCCUCAACGCGGUCCGCGUCAACUCCCAGUUCUACAUGGACUGGCGCCUGCGCAAUCAGUUAGAAAAGGACAGCCUGCUGGAGGAGCUCACGGCGCUGCUGCCGAAGCGCGAUCUUGAGGCCAUCUAUACGAGGAGGCCGUCAGGGAGCCCUACAGUUUCCUGUACACUGAACCACAGGGACGCCAUGUUCCACGUUAGGUUCGAGCGCAUGUUUCAAAUAGGAGCGGCGCAAGAAGAUGGGAACCGUGCUGGGGACGAUCUUCAGCAAGCUCCUGGGAAGCAGCGCCCUGUGCCAGAGCGAGUGCAGAAACAUUAA